CUCAUAGUCUGUUCACCCCAGGGCAUCAAUGCAACGCCGGACAGCAACAUUUCAGCAUGACAUAAACUCAGAUAUGAAAUCAUAUUUUCAUGAUGAAAUGACUGACAGGAAGCCAAUCAGCGGUGCUGUCUCUGAGGUGAGAUGUGAUACACGAGACUCUGAGCGGAGAAAUAUCAGCGACACAGACCCAGAAGAGGAGAAGAAAAGGACAGAGGAUUCAAAGAGGAAGUGGGAGAUCUCGUCUCUUCAGGAGCUGGAGGAGGUUUUACAUUCAGCUCCACGCUCCUGUCGCCACGGAGAUGAGGUGUGGCCUAACUUGUAUCUGGGAGACAUGUUUAUGUCUCAUGACAAGCUCGGGCUCUGGCAGCUGGGCAUCACUCACGUGCUGAAUGCAGCCCAUGGAAAACUGUGCUGUAAGGGCAGUGAUGAUUUUUAUGGCACCACAGUGAAAUACUACGGAGUCCCUGCAAACGACCUGCCAACAUUUGACCUUUCACCUUUUUUCUACCCUGCUGCUGAGUUCAUUCACCAGGCUUUGACAUCAGGAGGAAAGGUGUUUGUGCACUGUGCUGUGGGUGUGAGUCGCUCGGCUGCAUUGGUCCUAGCCUACCUGAUGAUUCAUCACCGCCUCACUCUGCUGUCCUCUACACGCUGUGUGCAGCAAAAACGCUGGAUUUUCCCAAACAGAGGCUUCCUGCGGCAGCUUAUAGCCCUGGACCAAAAACUGCAGGACGAAGGGUUGUAUGAGGCGAAAUAAAAACAAACAAAGCGAGGAAGA
Molecule: messenger RNA, 778 nt
Organism: Micropterus salmoides (largemouth bass)
Lineage: Eukaryota; Metazoa; Chordata; Actinopteri; Centrarchiformes; Centrarchidae
Product: dual specificity protein phosphatase 13-like
Exons: 4
Coding region: 29-757 (242 amino acids)
Biological process (GO): negative regulation of MAPK cascade; protein dephosphorylation
Cellular component (GO): cytoplasm
Molecular function (GO): MAP kinase phosphatase activity; protein tyrosine/serine/threonine phosphatase activity
Source: RefSeq, a predicted model, not a curated record